CACACAGACACGCACGCACGCGCGCGCGUACUCAGGAAACGCUCCUGCUGCCCCCCUCGCUCCCGGCGCUGCCGCGGGGAAGUUUCCGGAGCGGCCGAGCGGACAGCGCCUUGGUGGGCCUCCGGGCCCCUUUCGAGCGACGCUGGACUCCACCCUUCUCCAGAUCCGCUCGAGGAGAAAGUGGGAAGGUGGCCAGGGAGGCGGAGAGUAGCCCUGUUGCUGUCAGCCGGCCAGCAGCCCCACUCAGGAGGCGGGGGACUUCGUGAGCCCAGGAACAGAACAUGCUUCUCGCAGGAACAGCCCGAGGUUUGGGGACGCCCUCAGCGGGGCCGUGUGCGGCGGCUCCGCCGCGGUCGGGGGUCGGGGCGGGCUUCCCCCGCCCAGCAGGCGCCCGGCGAAUCUGGUGCCUCCACGAUCGGUCAAGCCGGCUUGUUAGCCGGGACAUUCGGGACCCGAGGAGCGCCAUUCUCCUGAGUUCUCUUUGGCUUGGGUUUCCCACAAAAGCGUGGUCACAACAAAAACUGUCUUUCCACAAACGCGAAACGGCCCCGAAACUUUUUUCCCACACGCUCCCGUCCUCUGACCCCCCCACCCCCUUUAGGCUUAGCCUCAGGAGUCGGGUGACCUGUCCGAACACCGACUCCGCGAAACCCCGGGAGCCAAACACGGCCCAACCCCGCGGGAGAGCGGAAAGGAGAGAAAACUCUGUGAACCCCAACCACACUCUCCUGUUUUCCCGGCCCUUGAAAGGAAAAAAUAAAAAAUAAAAAGGCGGCCCGUCGGCGCGCUUUGCAUGCUAGGAUGAGUAGUUCCUUCACGCCGCGGGGCGCGGGGUCAGGUGGGAGCCCGGGCUGACUCCGCGGCUGAGAACUCCAGCUCCCGCCGUGCCCCGCGGCAGAGUGAGAGGGGCGGGCCGGGAGGGCGUGCGCCGCGCUUGCGCAAGUCAAGGAACCGGAGGGAGGCGGAGGCGCAGCGGUCCAACUGCUGAAGUGUCCAUGUGACAGAGAGCGGGGUCCCCACCUCCAGGCGCCGCUCGACUCUGCCCCGGCCCCUAGAGCUGCACUGUUUCGGCGCCAACAGAUAGCAGCAGGCCGGGACCCUGGGUGUGCGGCCGUGCCGCCGGCGAACUUGGUGUGCAGAGCGGAUUGCCGCCGCCGGGCGAGUGCGGAGGGACCCGGUGGCGCGAGGCGGAGCGGCGGGGUGAGCGCGGAUUUCUGUCAGCGCCGGCGCCCCGGAGCGCGGAGACAUGAACGGCUUCACGCCUGAGGAGAUGAGCCGCGGUGGGGACGCGGCCGCCGCAGUGGCCGCCGUGGUCGCCGCAGCGGCCGCCGCCGCCUCGGCCGGGAACGGGAGCGGCGCGGGCUCCGGGGCUGAGGUGCCCGGCGCCGGAGCGGUCUCAGCAGCCGGGCCCCCGGGAGCUGCGGGGCCGGGCCCCGGGCAGCUGUGCUGCCUGCGGGAGGACGGCGAGCGGUGCGGCCGGGCGGCGGGCAACGCCAGCUUCAGCAAGAGGAUCCAGAAGAGCAUCUCCCAGAAGAAGGUCAAGAUCGAGCUGGACAAGAGCGCAAGGCAUCUUUAUAUAUGUGAUUAUCAUAAAAACUUAAUUCAGAGUGUUCGAAACAGAAGAAAGAGAAAAGGGAGUGAUGAUGAUGGAGGUGAUUCACCUGUUCAAGAUAUUGACACUCCAGAGGUUGAUUUAUACCAAUUGCAAGUAAAUACACUUAGGCGUUACAAAAGACACUUCAAGCUACCAACCAGACCAGGACUUAAUAAAGCACAACUUGUUGAGAUAGUUGGUUGCCACUUUAGGUCUAUUCCAGUGAAUGAAAAAGACACCUUAACAUAUUUCAUCUACUCAGUGAAGAAUGACAAGAACAAAUCAGAUCUCAAGGUUGAUAGUGGUGUUCACUAGGAGAGAUGGAAUUGAGACUAAUACUUGGAUGCUAACACCGUUCACUGUUUUUUCACAUGUAGAAAUGUUCUUUGUGUAUUUUUUCUACAGAGGAUUUUCUCUGGUUUUAUUUUCUUUGUGUCUGACUCUAAUGAUUAGUUGGAAACUCAUGUAAAAUGAGCUUUCCUAGAUUAAAAACUAUUUUAAAUAAAGGUUAUUACUAUUAUA
This is a messenger RNA of Lemur catta (Ring-tailed lemur), 2116 nucleotides long. RefSeq names its product Sin3A associated protein 30 (gene SAP30). Gene Ontology annotation, biological process: regulation of DNA-templated transcription. The record is from RefSeq and is a predicted model, not a curated record. Gene Ontology annotation, cellular component: histone deacetylase complex. NCBI's taxonomy places the organism in Eukaryota, Metazoa, Chordata, Mammalia, Primates, Lemuridae. The transcript has 4 exons. The coding region runs from base 1247 to 1909 and encodes 220 amino acids. Gene Ontology annotation, molecular function: protein binding; transcription coregulator activity.